Molecule: messenger RNA, 2325 nt
Organism: Aaosphaeria arxii CBS 175.79
Lineage: Eukaryota; Fungi; Ascomycota; Dothideomycetes; Pleosporales
Exons: 2
Coding region: 166-2325 (719 amino acids)
Source: RefSeq, a predicted model, not a curated record
UUUACCUUUACCUUUACCUCUACUCAACCUCCCACCAACAACAAACAUUUCGUCCCUCAACACAUCAACACAUCAUCCUCACAACAUUACCACAACACCCGCAUCUACGCAACUUGCGUACAAACAUCAUCUACUCGAUCACAUUACAAGCAACCAGCAGCAGCUAUGGUUAGCACUCGCCGCAAGGCCAAUCUCAACUCUGUUGAGCCCGAGGCAGAUCAACCUCCGCCAACUCCCAAACCGCGUCGCCCAACCAGGGCCAGAGCGACAGCUGCGCAAGCCGCGACUGCAUCAGGGCCUUCGACUGCGCCUGCGCCAGCGCCAGCGCCUGCACGACAGAGCAAGCGUCUGCGAGGAGAUGACUCUGCUUCACCCCUGCAGUCACUGCAAUCCGAGAAGAAGCCAAAGAAGCGGGCUGCUGCAUCCACCAGCGCUACGCCUCUUCAUAAAGCAUCUAAGAAUGCCAACCGCCAGGUAGAGCAAGAUGAGAUUGAAGAAUCCGUUUUCUUCAAGAUUGAAAACCAACAGUUGAGAGAGCUAGUCGGAGAGCUCAACAUAAUAAUCGGUCUUCAGAAAGAUGAAAUUGACUUUCUCCAUGCAGACCGCCGACGCUUCGACUACGAAAUCGAAUCCCUUCGCAGUGAGAACGCGCGAUUCCGCAAAGAAAGAGAACCCUUGAGCUCCGGUGACGAACUACUCCGGCGCAUUGAGAACCGCAAAUACCAAAAUGACAUGGGCGUUCAGACUGAUGUAUCAGAAACUAUGGACAUCGAUGGGCCUCAUGUCAUCACAGAGCCCACUACUCCAGCACAGGCCUCCCAAUCACCCAUACAAUCACUACUAUCACCUGCUCCUCUCGAGACUACUGGCUGGGGCUUGAGGUCAUUAUUUGGCAGGGUUGCGUCCGUUUUUCGUUCGCCUGCGCCCGCGCCCGCUAUCAUCGUUCCCCCAGCGACAGCACCUCCAAAACCUCUCAGCUCCGAGGAAGUGAAGGAACUCACUGACAGUCUUGGCGUUAACGACACGCCCACGCGCGCACCCGCAAAACGCGCCGCCCGUCCCAAACGCACCACCCAGCGUGACGGCACUGCCAGCACUGCUCCCGGGGCCCAAGCGGACAACAACACUGCUGCCGAGACCCCGCGCAAUCAACGAACCAUGAAACCCAAGGCGCAGACCGUUCAUAAAUCCGUUCCAGACCGCAAGUCCAUCAUCUCUCGCGUCACUCAAGGCAUCCAAGAUGACAUGGAGAAGAACGCGGCCAUGGAUUGGGCCAAAACCCAUGCAGCCAUGCUAGCAAAGGAUGUCGCGAACCUCGGCGACAAGCGCAAGCGACUUGAUGAGCAAUGGAAAGUGGAAGAUCUCGCAGAGAUUCCUGCUUGCAAGCCAUGGCAGACUGGAUCUUUUGGGCUUCUUGACGAGUUUUGGGACGACUCUGACGAAGAGCAUGAUGUUCCCGAGUGGGCCAAGCUGGCUGAGCUCACCAAAGAGCAACCACCUAAGAAGAAGCGCAAGACUACGUCUUCCUCACCUAUUAUCAUGGAUACCCAAGGCCAUUCGUCUUCCUUGAGCGACCUCCAUCCUCGCCCCUCCACUACUCCUUCCCCCAUGUUCGAGAACCCAACCUCGCACUCCUCCAACGCCAAUGUCUUCGAUGAGCACAAGGUCCCCGAGAAGGAAGAUGAUAACAAGCGCUUCUCGCAUUUCUUUGAAGGAACAUCUUUCAAGCCCAAGGAAUUGCCUCCAAGCAUCAGCUUCGACACCCCCAAGAAGCCUGCAGCAGCACAAGAGACUGAGGAGCACGCCUGGACUCAACCACCUCCCCCACCUCCUGCUCCCGCACAUGCCUCGCUCCCUGUACCGCUUACCAGCGCUCCUUCUGUUCCUGCAAUGCCAGCCACGCAAUCAGGCAUCUUCGCUUCCACUGAGUCUAUUGAGGACCUUCACGACCCAGUAAAGACUCAGCGCCUCCAGGCUUUGAAGCACACCCCAGCAAAAGCUUCACGUCUCCGCGAGAUGAUGAUCCCAUCUCCGAGCCUCAAGUCUGAUGGUGGAUCCCCUCUCGGACCCCUCAGCUCCCCCACCCCUAACGGCUUUUCCGCUGUACCUGUCACAACCUCUACUACUACUUACGACAUCCCCGACGCCAUUCCCCUCGAUUUGGGCUCUCCCGAACUUCUUGAAGAGGCGCAGCGAUUGUUCGACUCCGAGGAGUAUAAAGCUGCCACGGCCAAUGCCUACGGCGGCGCUGAAGUCUACUUGACCUAUGAGUCAGAUGAAGAGGCACCCAGCAGCUCCGAUCUCGAUUUCGAUGAGGAGUUGUAA